AAAAUAUGUGAGAGACUACAUUGUACAGCCUGGCCAUUAAAUCACUCUUCACGUGUCCAGCAAAGCGCAGGAUGGAUUUAUUGCAGCAUUACUAGACAACAUAUAUCCGCCUGAGGAGGAUCUGCUGGGCUGAUUGAGCUACUGAGAUACCAUAUCACAAUGGCAAACAGCAGCAAGGAACGCCUGUGUGGAUCUGGUGCACCAAUCGGUCAUGUCAAUGGAUUUCCCCAGUCUGUCUAUCCGUUUGCUUUCAGUGGAGGUAUCAGAAGUUCCCCGCCGUUUGAAAUGCUCGCCAAUGGAAGCUUCUUCCGAAAUUUUCCUACCGAUUUGCCUAAAGAAAUGGCCUCUCUGUCAUUGACAAUGGGAGGGGGGGAAAGAAGAGCAGGAAGUGAAUGCUCUGCAACCGUUGAAACACAAAGCACCAGCUCAGAGGAGAUGGUCCCUAGCUCUCCCUCACCUCCUCCACCUCCACGUGUUUACAAGCCUUGCUUUGUGUGCAAUGACAAGUCCUCUGGCUAUCACUAUGGAGUCAGCUCCUGCGAGGGUUGCAAGGGUUUCUUCCGUCGCAGCAUACAGAAGAACAUGGUCUACACUUGUCACCGUGAUAAGAACUGCCAGAUCAACAAGGUGACACGGAAUCGCUGCCAGUUUUGCCGUCUACAAAAAUGUUUCCAGGUCGGCAUGUCAAAAGAAGCGGUGCGAAAUGACAGGAACAAGAAGAAGAAGGAGGUGAAAGAAGAGGUGGUGGUACCAGACAGCUAUGAAAUGCCUGCUGAGAUGGAAGAGCUUAUUCAGAAAGUCAGCAAAGCUCAUCAGGAAACCUUCCCUUCUCUCUGCCAGCUUGGCAAAUACACUACGAAUUCCAGUGCUGAUCACCGGGUACAACUGGAUCUCGGUCUGUGGGAUAAGUUCAGUGAACUCGCUACUAAAUGCAUCAUCAAGAUAGUGGAAUUUGCCAAACGCUUGCCAGGCUUUACUACACUGACCAUUGCUGACCAAAUUACCUUGUUGAAAGCAGCUUGCCUUGACAUCCUGAUGCUGCGAAUUUGCACACGUUACACCCCAGAACAGGACACCAUGACCUUUUCAGAUGGACUGACCUUGAACCGGACUCAGAUGCACAAUGCUGGUUUUGGUCCCCUUACAGACUUGGUGUUUGCCUUUGCCGGUCAGCUGCUCCCAUUGGAAAUGGAUGACACAGAGACAGGACUCUUGAGCGCCAUCUGCCUAAUCUGUGGAGAUCGGAUGGACUUGGAAGAGCCAGAAAAGGUAGAAAAGCUUCAGGAGCCAUUACUGGAGGCGCUUAAAUUUUAUGCUCGAAGACGACGACCUAACAAACCCUACAUGUUCCCACGCAUGCUUAUGAAGAUCACCGACCUGCGUGGCAUCAGUACCAAAGGUGCAGAGCGAGCAAUCACAUUAAAGAUGGAGAUCCCAGGACCAAUGCCUCCUCUGAUCCGUGAGAUGCUGGAGAACCCUGAAGCUUUUGAAGAUGGUGCUGAGACCCCUAAACCUAUUGAACCUCCGUCCAGCAAUAGCAGCGAGGGCAGUCCUACAGAGGAAGACAGCAGUGGUUCCAAGACUCCUUAACCGUCCAACACAAGCAGGGGGGACACCCUGCACCUCAAACUUUCUCCAAGAGCCAUGUUGGCUUCACCCUCUGUUAUAUGAGGCAUUCCAGGGUGAGCCAGUCAAGCAGGGUUACCUGCCUUGCUUGAUGCUCAAUACUGCUCUUAUUUACUGAUGCAAAAA
Molecule: messenger RNA, 1752 nt
Organism: Nanorana parkeri
Lineage: Eukaryota; Metazoa; Chordata; Amphibia; Anura; Dicroglossidae
Gene: RARG
Product: retinoic acid receptor gamma
Exons: 11
Coding region: 160-1590 (476 amino acids)
Biological process (GO): cellular response to corticotropin-releasing hormone stimulus; retinoic acid receptor signaling pathway; regulation of transcription by RNA polymerase II
Cellular component (GO): nucleus; transcription regulator complex
Molecular function (GO): zinc ion binding; RNA polymerase II cis-regulatory region sequence-specific DNA binding; nuclear glucocorticoid receptor binding
Source: RefSeq, a predicted model, not a curated record